This is a messenger RNA of Rosa chinensis, 435 nucleotides long. RefSeq lists its product as uncharacterized. NCBI's taxonomy places the organism in Eukaryota, Viridiplantae, Streptophyta, Magnoliopsida, Rosales, Rosaceae. The coding region runs from base 1 to 435 and encodes 144 amino acids. The record is from RefSeq and is a predicted model, not a curated record. The transcript has a single exon.
AUGAUGGAAGAUUACUUUGUGGAGCGUCUAGUUUUCAGUGAAGAGGUAUUCCGGACAAGGUACAGGAUGAGUCACAACCGCAUCUCCAGUGACCUUUGUCGCUAUGACUCAUACUUUGUCCAGAAAUCAGAUGCUGCAGGCAAAGUCGGACUACUUUCCCAACAGAAGCUGAUAUGUUCCUUAAGAAUGCUUGCUUAUGGUGCCGGGGCAGAUCAAUGUACUGAGUAUUGUUGGUUGGCGAAAUCUACAUCCAUUGAGGCUCUGAAACAAUUUACAAGAGGAAUCAUUAAUCUGUACUCGGCAGAAUACCUCCGGGCUCCUAAUCCGGGCGACCUCAGAAGACUUCUUGCCAAAGCUGAGAGAAGGGGCUUUCCUGGGAUGAUUGGAAGCAUCAACUGCAUGCACUGGCAAUGGAAGAAUUGCCCAACAGGUUAG